This is a messenger RNA of Knipowitschia caucasica, 1062 nucleotides long. The record is from the annotation of a GenBank genome assembly. Lineage: Eukaryota; Metazoa; Chordata; Actinopteri; Gobiiformes; Gobiidae.
AUGAACAGAGAUCUGGUCGAGUUCUACGUCCGCUACAAGCUCUGUCAGCGGGGUGGGGCCGAGGGGGAGGAGCUGGGAUUUGUGAGGCUGGGGGAGGAGGGGGGAGGGGGUGAGGAGGGGGAGAGGGGUGAGGAGGAGGACAGAAGGACUAACAGCACUGAGAACAGGACUGAUGCAGCCUCUGCGGACUGUCACUCUAACGGUGUGAGUGACAGCCCCUCCUCUGUCCCUGGCCCCGCCCCCUCCGUCGGCCCUGGCCCCGCCCCCUCCUCCCGGGUGAAGGAGGCUCUCCGGGACUCUGCGGUGGAGUUCGAGCUGCGUUUCUCUCGUGCGUUCAGCGACCUCCACCGGCAGCUGCACCUCACGCCGUCCACCGCGUACACCAGCUUCGCCAGCGUCAUGGACGAAGUGUUCCGCGACGGCGUGAACUGGGGCCGCGUGGUCGGACUGUUCGCCUUCGGGGGCGCGCUCUGUGUGGAGUGUGUGGACAAAGACAUGAGCCACCUGGUGCAGCGCAUCGUGGGCUGGAUGACAGUCUACCUGGACGAGCACAUACAGGACUGGAUCGACCAGCAGGGGGGAUGGGUGAGUCAGGGGGGAGGCACUCUCAAGUCUCCCAAAAACAGCAAGAUUUACCGCAUCCAUAACCCCAGGAGGAGAAGAGAGGAGAAAGGAGAACAGAGGAAAGAUAAGCGAGGGGUAGAGCAAAGAGAAUGGAGGAGAGAGGAGGUGCAAGAAGAGAAGAUAGAAGAGGAGAGAAGGAGAGAAGAGGAGAGACAAGGAGAAAGGAGAGAAGAGGAGGAGCAAGGAAGAGGAGCAAGGAAGAGGAGCGAGGAAGAGGAGCAAGGAAGAGGAGCAAGGAGUGAAGAGGAGCAGCGUCCGCGUCUCCUCCUGCUGGCUGCGUCUCCUCCUGCUGGCUGCGUCUCCUCCUGCUGGCUGCGUCUCCUCCUGCUGGCUUCGUCUCCUCCUGCUGGCUUCGUCUCCUCCUGCUGGCUGCGUCUCCUCCUGCUGGCUGCGUCUCCUCCUACUGUCUGCAUCUCCUGCUUCUGGCUCUCGCUGUGA